This is a messenger RNA of Acinonyx jubatus (cheetah), 2938 nucleotides long. It is a transcript of the gene ZBED8L, whose product is annotated as family with sequence similarity 200 member A. Lineage: Eukaryota; Metazoa; Chordata; Mammalia; Carnivora; Felidae. The record is from RefSeq and is a predicted model, not a curated record.
GCUUCUCAGUGGCACUUCCGGAGGCGGAGUCCCGUGGCCGUGGGCGGAAGGUGGGCCCCGGAUGAGGGCCCCCUGGGUGAGGGCCCCGGAUGAGAGCCCCGGAUGUGGCAACUUUGACCCAGAUGCCAAAGACCAAGAUGCCUUUUCCCUCAUCUUUAAAUGGCAGAGACAGAUGGAAUUUUCAGAUCUAUCACUAAAAAUGGAGAGAAAUGAGGAAAGAAAAUUUAAUAGUUGGAAGGUGAAGAUAAGAACAGCAACACAAGUGCUAACAAUAUAAGUGCUAUGAGAUGGGGACCAAAAAAUGGGGCUAUCAGGAAAGGCUAAAUGGGUUUCAGUAUUUUUAAAAUAUAAAUACAUGUUUUAAUUUUUUUUUUCCUCUGUGCCCCAGUGGGUAAUCCUGUCCACCAUACUUGGUCACUUUAAGAGUGACCAGAUUGCUUUUUUUAAAAAAAAAUGUUUUUUAAUGAUUAUUUUUGAGAGAGACAGAGCACAAAUGGGGGAGGGGCAGAGAGAGAGGGAGGCACAGAAUCCAAAACAGACUCCAGGCUCUGAGCUGUCAGCACAGAGCCCAAAACGGGGCUCAAACCCACGAACCAUAAAAUCGUGACCUGAGCCGAAGUCGGACGCUUAACUGACUGAGCCACCCAGUCACCCCCUGAUAGCUUUUUUUAUAGUGACUAGGUGGCAGUGUGGCAGCACAGGACCCUGGGCUUCAGACUUGGGUUUGAGUAGUGAAUCUGUUUCGUUAUGUUGUUAGCACAGUAAUCUUUCUCAGCUUCUUAAAAUAGGGGUACUGGUAUCUUUCAUAAGGUUCCUGUGGGUAUUAAAUGGGCUGUAUACAUAAAAUAAUGCGAUGUACUGAAUGUGCCUACACACAGCUAACAUGAAUGGCAGUUAUCCGGCAUCUACUGUGGCAUGCCAUUGGAUUUAGUGAAUUGUCUUCAUGCUACUUGGAUGAGAUGUUAGCAGCAUGGCAAUACAAUGUUACUUUUUCAUACUGCUAUUUUAAAUUUUUUCUGCUCAGCAGGAUAGCAAAAACCGGCCUCAUAAAACAUCUAGGACCUUAUUUGGAUCAAGUGAGCCAGUUCUUCGAACCUGAACAAUGACUGCUGAAUCAAGGGAUACCGCAGAUUUGUCUCCACAGACCACCCAGGAGGUGGAAGGCAUAGUCAUAGUGAAAGUGGAGGCGGAAGAUGAAGAUGAGGAAGGCCAUUUUCAAAGGGGAAGAAAUAGCAUAGAAUUAUCCCCACAAUUUAUUAGUCGGUCCACAACCAUGAAUGAGAGAGCCUUAUUAUCAUCAUAUUUGGUUGCCAAUCGAGUGGCAAAAGAGAAAAUGGCUCACACGGCUGCUGAAAAAAUUAUUCUUCCAGCAUGUAUGGAUAUGGUACGUACAAUUUUUGAUGAUAAAUCAGCUGAUAAAUUAAGAACUAUACCCCUUAGUGAUAAUACAAUAUCUCGUCCAAUCUGUACAAUUGCAAAACAUUUAGAGGCAAUGCUUAUUACACGGCUGCAGUCUGGUACAGAUUUUGCAAUCCAACUUGACGAGAGCAUGGAUAUUGCAAAUUGCCCAACACUCUUGAUUUAUGUCAGGUAUGUGUGGCAAGAUGACUUUAUAGAGGACCUGUUGUGUUGUUUAAGUUUAAAUUCACUUAUAACGGGAUUAGAUUUAUUUACCGAACUAGAAAAGUGCAUUGUUGGUCAAUAUAAAUUGAACUGGAAAAAUUGUAAAGGAAUUUCAAGUGAUGGAGCAGCAAAUAUGACUGGGAAACACAGCAGGGUUAUUGAAAAAUUGUUAGAAGUAACACAUAACAAGGCUCUUUGGAAUCAUUGUUUUAUUCAUCAAGAAGCUUUGGUGUCCAAAGGAAUUCCACCAGGUCGAAUGGAUGUAUUGAAAAAUGCAGUGAAAAUUAUUAAUUUUAUUAAAGGAAGCUCCUUAAACAGCCGACUUCUCGAAAUAUUUUGUUCACAGAUUGGAGUUAACCAUACCCACUUACUGUUUCAUACAGAAGUCCGUUGGCUGUCUCAAGGAAAAGUAUUGAGCAGAGUAUAUGAACUCAGGAAUGAGAUUUACAUUUUUCUCAUUGAAAAGCAAUCUCAUUUGGCAAAUAUUCUUGAAGAUGACCUAUGGGUAACAAAAUUGGCAUAUUUGAGUGAUAUUUUUGGCAUUCUUAAUGAAUUACAUUUUAAAGUACCGGGGAAGAACAAUGAUAUAUUUCAGUAUCUUGAAUGUAUUCUAGGAUUCCAAAAGACAUUAUUGUUGUGGCAAGCAAGACUUAAAAGCAAUCGCCCUAGCUACUAUAUGUUCCCAACGCUGUUGCAGCAUAUUGAAGAGAACGUUAUUAAUGAAGACUGCUUAAAAGAAAUAAAAUCAGAGAUAUUGAUGCAUCUCACUUCUUUGUCUCAAACCUUUCAUCAUUACUUCCCAGAAGAGAAAUUUGAAUCAAUAAAGGAAAAUAUUUGGAUGAAAGAUCCCUUUGUAUUUCAAACCCCAGAAUCAAUCAUUGAGUUAAACUUGGUGCCCGAAGAAGAGAAUGAAUUAUUGCAGCUCAGUUCAUCCUUCACACUGAGGAAUUAUUAUAAGACAUUAAGUCUAUCAGCGUUCUGGAUUAAAAUUAAAGAUGAAUUUCCACUGCUAAGUGGAAAGAGCAUAUUGCUGCUAUUACCAUUCAGAACUACCUAUUUGUGUGAACUAGGAUUUUCCAUCUUGACACGAUUAAAAACAAAGAAAAGAAAUAGGCUCAACAGUGCACCUGACAUGCGUGUGGCCCUAUCCUCAUGUGUUCCUGACUGGAAUGAACUUAUGAACAGGCAAGCACACCCAUCGCAUUAAGUGUGAUGAGAUGCACUUAAUGAAAAGUGCUAUGAAAUGUGGUUUUUGUACUUUUUAAGGGUUUCUUUGGUAGAUGGUAUUUAUUAAUAAAAUUAUAUUUGGAAUUUA